AUCGAGGCCAAAACCAGGCGCGCUUGUCCACAUUCGUGCAAAUUAAGGUGCCUGGUGGAGUCCCAGGGCCUUCCAGCCAGAGCUCCUCGCGCCGCAACGAAGCUGCGGCUCCGCAACCUACGAAAAAACAGCCUACAGGAAGACAGGCAGUGCUGCGCAAGAACUGCGCAAGCAGCAGCCAUGGUCGACUACUCCAAAUGGGACGCCCUCGAGGUCUCCAGCGACGACGACGACUAUGCUGAUAAGCCCAACUCCAAGGAAGCUUACAGGAGAAUCAAAGCGCGGCAGCGCCGCGAGUCGCGCGACGAGGCCGAGAAGGCGGCCCGGGACGCGGCCGUAGCAUUAAAUGAAGAGCUGCCGUCCGACCGGGAAAAGGCCGCGGCAAUCGCGCAGCGGCAGGCGGCGGCCGCGCCGCGGACCGCCACGCCGCGGUGGCGGCCCGGUCAACGCGACCCGGUACCUGUCAAAGCACCGAAUGACGCCGCCUUCGCGGCGACGUUCCUCGAGCCGGCGGAUUUCAAAGAGAAGCCAAUCAUCCUACCGGAACCCUACGAGGAGUGGGACUUCAGAGUAUCCAUACCUCUUGAGUCGACCUGCCCUUACAGCUGGCCCGAGGUUGAUAGGACGUUCGCCGAGCAUGGUGAAGGAGCUGGAUUAUAUGUCCACGAUUCCAGGACCUUCGGGCCGGACUGCCUCAUAGUGCACGUCGCGCAGUUCCGCUGGUGGCUGCGGAGCGUCGAGGAGGCGGAGUUCUACUGGGACGACACGUUGUCGGUGUCCAGGACCGAGGAGGACAACGACCCCGAGCUGCACAUGUGCUGUCGGCGCUGUCAUGAUAUGAGGGGGUCUCCAUUAAAGCUGGACGGCGCCGACGACUCGCUGGUGUUGCGGUCCCAGAAAUACAACAAUGGGUGCGUCGCGUUCAAUUUGUUGUUCCGCGUCGGCUGCCUCUGCGCGAAGGUCUUUUUAGUGGUGGCGACGCCGGGGACGCUCGCCGAGGACUCCUUCCAGGGCCACGCCGUGCGCGCGGGCGAGCUGGCCGUGGCGAAGGUUCGGAGCGGUCCUGGGUGUGUCUCAUAAUGUUUGUUUGUAC
Molecule: messenger RNA, 1093 nt
Organism: Pelagomonas calceolata
Lineage: Eukaryota; Pelagophyceae; Pelagomonadales; Pelagomonadaceae
Source: the annotation of a GenBank genome assembly